Molecule: messenger RNA, 1633 nt
Organism: Aspergillus ruber CBS 135680
Lineage: Eukaryota; Fungi; Ascomycota; Eurotiomycetes; Eurotiales; Aspergillaceae
Product: putative pyridine nucleotide-disulfide oxidoreductase AMID-like
Exons: 4
Coding region: 374-1633 (419 amino acids)
Cellular component (GO): cytoplasm
Molecular function (GO): electron-transferring-flavoprotein dehydrogenase activity; flavin adenine dinucleotide binding
Source: RefSeq, a predicted model, not a curated record
AGAUACAGUGUGAAACAUUACUAUGGAGUCUUGUCAGUAUUCUGGAACUGGAAUAAUACAGUACGACUCCAUAAUAGUACCUAGUACUCCGUACUGGUACAGGUACACAUCAUCGUGGAGAGCCCAAGCUCGGACUACGGACUCCGUAUCCCAUCCGUCAAAAGCAACAAUGCCAUGAUGUACGCAACAUGGAGUACUCCAGAGUCACUUAAAGAUUCUCCGGCCCCCUCGUUAGCUUCUCUGAGACAUAUUCCUCCACGCUGCCCCUCAUCCGAUUGUUUGCUUUUUCGGCCUUUUUCUACAGCUGAACGUAUUUCUGUUCUUCUUUCUGUUCAACAUUCCAUCCGAAGCACAAAGUACAGUCUUAUUCAAUAUGCCAUCUAACGAAAUUCUUGCACCGUUCUCUCGGACCUUCCGUGUCCUUAUUAUCGGUGGUUCUUAUGGUGGUCUGGCUGCCGCUUUGACCCUAGCCGAUCUUGCCCGUGGGAAGACUGCUCGUUUUAGCUAUAAUAUGGAUGCCAAAGCCCCUCAAGCUCAUCUGCCUAUUCAGAUCACCGUGGUUGAUGAGCGAGAUGGCUACUACCACCUCAUAGGAUCCCCCAAAGCCCUGGCUUGCGAAAAGUUUGCUCCCAAAGCAUGGACCCGGUUCGCAGACAUUCCGGCACUGAAGGCUCCUAACAUGGAGUUCGUCCGGGGAAGCGUCACCUCCGUCGAUCCGGAACGAAAGGUGGCUCAGAUUCUCGGAUUGCAGACUCAGCAGACCCGAUACGAGCAGUAUGACUACCUCAUUGCGGCCUCGGGACUGCGGCGGGUCUUUCCUACCGUCCCUCAGUCUCUGUGCAGGGAUGACUUUUUGAACGAAGCCAAGUUGCACAGGAAGAGCAUUCAGGAUGCGCAAGAGGGCGUGGUUAUUGUUGGUGGAGGUGCUGUCGGCGUGGAAAUGGCCACAGAGAUUAAAGAACUCAAUCCUAACCAAAAGGUAACAUUGGUUCACUCCCGGGACCGUCUACUUUCUGCAGAGCCACUGCCGGAUGACUUCAAGGACCGCGUAUGCGAUGUCCUGCGGGAGACUGGCAUCGAAGUCAUCCUUGGUCAAAGAGUCGUCGACCACAAAGCAAUUGAGACCAGUGACGAGAGACGCACUUGGCACCUCACUCUGGCCAAUGGUACGCAACUCAAGGCCGGACAUAUUCUGAGCGCCAUCUCCAAGUGCGUUCCCACAUCGACGUAUCUGCCACAGGAUGCACUUGACCAAGAAGGCUACGUCCAAAUUCACCCUACAUGUCAAUUCAAAAACAACAUCCCCAACGCAGAACACCACUUCGCCAUCGGUGACCUUGCUUCCUGGCCGGGGAUCAAGCGCUGCGGAGGUGCUAUGCUCCACGGUAACUAUGCCGCUACGAACGCUCACCAACUCAUGCUGUCCGAAUGCAUCGGCAGCAAACCUGAGUUUAUGUCCCUCCAGGUAUCGCCGCCAAUGAUUGGACUCUGUCUGGGUAAGACGGCCGUCACGUACACUAGCAUCGAAGGGACACGAUCGGGCGAAGACCUGAUGGCUUCUAUGUUUGGUGAUGAUAUGGGUAAUACUAUAUGCUGGAACUGGAUGCGGCUCAGUGAGCCAUGCCAGGCAUGA